This is a messenger RNA of Exaiptasia diaphana, 2324 nucleotides long. RefSeq names its product doublesex- and mab-3-related transcription factor A2. The record is from RefSeq and is a predicted model, not a curated record. The transcript is spliced from 4 exons. Bases 106 to 1479 code for a protein of 457 amino acids. Gene Ontology annotation, cellular component: nucleus. Gene Ontology annotation, molecular function: protein binding; DNA-binding transcription factor activity, RNA polymerase II-specific; RNA polymerase II cis-regulatory region sequence-specific DNA binding. Lineage: Eukaryota; Metazoa; Cnidaria; Anthozoa; Actiniaria; Aiptasiidae. Gene Ontology annotation, biological process: regulation of transcription by RNA polymerase II; sex differentiation.
CGGACAAAACACGGCGUAUGCGAAAUCAUCCACAAACUCCUCAUUUGGAUAAAAACAAUUUGCAUCUGCGUACUUAAAAAAGCAAGCGCAGAGUAAUUCCUUCCGAUGCCUCCAAUGAGCCUUACAGCAACCAGCGCUCAAGCCGUACAACAUCAACAACAACAACAACAGCAGCAGCAACGCUCCCCAAAAUGUGCUCGCUGUAGAAACCAUGGUGUAAUCUCGAUCCUCAAAGGGCACAAACGAUUCUGCAAAUGGAAAGACUGCACGUGUGCYGAUUGCAACCUCAUUGCAGAGAGACAACGUGUCAUGGCGGCACARGUYGCACUGAGACGACAACAAGAAAGUGAAGAAGCUACAACAAGCUAUCCUUAUAAUCUCUACCGCCGCUCUCCACUAGCGAAUACCCACGACCAGACUUCUCCCAAUGAUUCUUUUAGACAAGACUCAGAACAUCAACAAUGUCCAACAUCGCCAAGCUCUAGUAUUGGUAGUGCAGCCACAAAUAGUGAUCGGACGUCGCCCUGCUCUACACCAACUAAYACWAGAGGUACGUCAGCUUUUGUAUACAAAGAAGUUUUUAUCAAGUCAGUAGGAAAAUUCAAUGCGGUUGAAAAUGAUGACUCCAUGAUGGAAAACAACUACGAAAACCGAUUAAAACGACAACGCUCCGAGGAMGACGAUCAUAYAACAACCGGGCUCCACCGACAAYCUCCCGACGGCAAACGAACGCGGACGAAAAGUAUCGACCUCGGCUACGUUUACCAAGAUGAAGUUCGCAUAAARGAGCAYACUCGUUACAUGGGAAUYUUGAUGCGCUUGUUUCCAGARCAGAAAAAGAACGUACUGGAACUAAUCCUUAAAGGUUGUGGUGGGGAUCUAGUACAGACAAUCGAGUGUGUUUUGCCGAGUCACGAAGAAGCUCGAGCGCGUGGAAGUAUGCUUCUACCCAGCAUUCCCGCUCUGUAUCCGCCUCCACCCGGUGCACUAAGGAACGGUAUGUCGGUUUUUGGGUCCUUUCCUCAAGGUGUUCGACCAGGUUUUCCAUUAAGCCCSACAGAAAUCCGUCCAUCAGUACAGGGGUGUACAGGGAUGAAAUGUCCUUCGUGUAUCUACUACCCAGGGAUUGGACCAGUUCACGUUCCUAUCAGCCCUAGUCAGAUGAGAGAUCUAUCGCCGCGGUCACCCAGAGACGUGGAAUUACCUACUAGAAGGCUUUCUUUGUCAUCAGAUGAUAGACCACCWUCGACGGAACAAAAGGUSCCYCUAACCUCCMCUACWAAGGAACAUAUAGCGACAUUGGAAGAGUUGCACGAUUCACAACGAGUGCGCAACGCCUCCGCAGCGCUUCUUUCUAUGAGCAAUGGCCACAGUAUGGAGCGCACUUCUGUUAUAAAAGGAAGCGCUUCAAGAGACGAUUGUUCSCCAAAGGACUCUCCUCAUCGCAGCUCGACUAGGUCUUCAUCACCAAGCAAUUAAUAAACUUUCUGAAAACAACGAAGAUUGUUGUCUUCUGAUCAGAACAAAUACGAACAAGGAUGACAUACUUUCAAACUAGUCUGCAGUCGUUCAGUAAUUGCAGAAACAUGAAGAGUUAGAAAUACAAUCAUGAAUUGUCAACGAGAAAACAGUACUGUCUAGGAAGAGUAGAAUUAGAAACAUUGUUUGACUGUUACUAUGAGCAACGGUCACCUUUCACAGGUAUUCCCUUUUUAAUUAAUGAAAUAGAUGCAACGUUAUUCAAUGAGAACUCAAAAUCCUUGAAACAAAAUGAAAUGGCAGAGGUGUAAUAGUCAAGUAGACACAAAACGGAAAGCGGGAUUUCAAUUAGCGAACUCUGAGUAUAUUACGUAAGUCAGUUCUAGUCAAAUAGGGUAGAAACGCCACACUGUUUCUACUAAGCUAUUCUGAAUCAAUAUCAAGCACUUGAACCAACCMGAAUGUAUAAUAAUUUGACAAAGCAGCARGCUAAAAACAGUAGCACRCCCACACMUUUUGUAUACACCAACGACUAAAUUCAAAUUGUGCUGUUGAAGACAUAGAUUAUGUAUAUACUAGCAGGUAAUAAAAUAAAAUUCAUUGAUAAAAAUACAAAUUGUGAUGUUCUUUGGUUUAUGUUUCAAUAGAUAAUUAUWUAUAGCAUAAGUACGGAUUUAUUUUUGCGAAUAGAAUUCAGUCAAACCCAAAUGCCGAUAGGGUAGAUUCAUGUUGUCACACCUAAAAAMGUUUAUGAGAUCUCAGAGUAGAUCAGUAUACGUUUCGUAAUUUCAUCUUUUUAGGAACAUCAUAUACUUACCUAAAAGCUCAAAAUGAUAUCUUUAAGU